GUGGGGCGGGCGGAAGCGCCGGGCGAGGUGGGCGCGCCCGGACCGCUGCCGCGAGCUGGCUGCAGCCGCGUGUGACAGACGGUACCGGGACCCCGAAUCCCACCUCGUGGAGUUCUCUUCGUUCAAAACAGCUUCCACCUCAGACACCAUGAGGAGCCCUUGGGACUAGGAACAGCCUCCUUGGAGGACCAGGUGUCCUUGGUGGCAGGUCUGAGCCUGGCCCUGGGCCUCUGCUACCAGAAGCCAUGGCAGAGGGCCACGAUGCCGCACUGUCGGUAGCUGAGUGGCUGCGGGCACUGCACCUGGAGCAGUACACUGCACUCUUUGAGCAGCACGGACUGGUAUGGGCCACUGAAUGCCAAGGCCUCAGCGAUGCCGGCCUGGUGGACAUGGGCAUGCUCCUCCCUGGCCACCGCCGCCGUAUCCUGGCUGGACUGCAUCGUGCCCAAGCACCUCCGGUCCCUUUGCCUCGCCCUGCCCCACGACCUGUGCCCAUGAAGCGACAUAUCUUCCGUUCACCACCUGUGCCCAUCACUCCACCUGAGCCGCCACCCACAGCUGGAGAGGAUGAGGGUCUUCCUGCUGCUCCACCUAUCCCACCCCGCAGGAGCUGCCUCCCACCUGCCUGCUUCACUCCACCGUCCACAGCUGCCCCAGAUCCUGUGCUGCCCCCACUGCCUGCCAAGAGACACUUGGUAGAACCAAGCAUUCCUCCUGUACCUCCUCGAAUCGGACCCCCCUACCCACAGGCCAGCCUUCUCUCUAAGGAGGAGUUACUGCUGCCAUCAGUAUCACCCUGGUCCCAACCAGAGCCUGCAGAGAUUCCAUCCACCCUCCUGCCUGCCUUUCCCCAGGGGCCCCUGCAGCCUCCGUCUCCUCCUCCCUGUCCUCCAGUGAUCCCUCCCAAGCCUCCUCGCCUGCUCCCUGAGUUUGACGACUCUGACUAUGACGAUGUCCCAGAGGAGGGGCCAGGGGCCCCAGCCAGUGUGAUGACCAAGGAGGAGCCCCUGCCAAGCGGAGUCCCACGGGCCGUGCGCGUGGCUAGUCUGCUGAGCGAGGGGGAGGAGCUGUCUGGGGAUGACGCUGAGGAUGAGGAUGACCAUGCCUAUGAGGGUAUCCCCAAUGGCGGGUGGCCAACCAGUGGUCUGAAUCCACCCUUACGCAGCCUGAUCCCCGAUCUCCCACUGCACCCCAUGGAUGAUAUGCCUGGGGGUUCCACCCCCAUCACACCUGUCAUCAAGGCUGGCUGGCUGGACAAGAACCCACCACAGGGGUCUUAUAUCUAUCAGAAGCGAUGGGUGAGACUGGAUGCCGAUUACCUGCGAUACUUUGACAGUAACAAGGACGCCUACUCUAAGCGCUUUGUUCCUGUAGCCUGCAUCUGCCGAGUAGCUGCUACUGGAGAUCAGAAGUUUGAAGUGACCACAAAUAACCGGACCUUUGCCUUCCGGGCAGAGAGCGAUGUGGAGCGGAAUGAGUGGAUGCAGGCCCUGCAGCAGGCGGUGGUUGAGCAUCGAGCCCGUGUUCGGCUCUCUAGUGCCUCUGUGUUGGAAGCUCGAGGCACCGAGCAGCCUGACCGUGCUGGUAGCCUGGAGCUACGAGGCUUCAAGAAUAAGCUUUAUGUGGCUGUGGCUGGGGACAAAGUACAGCUCUAUAAGAAUCUGGAGGAGUUCCAUCUGGGCAUUGGUAUCACCUUCAUUGACAUGAACGUGGGCAACGUCAAGGAAGUGGACCGGCGCAGCUUUGACCUCACUACCCCCUACCGCAUCUUCAGCUUCUCGGCUGAUUCAGAGUUAGAGAAGGAACAAUGGCUGGAGGCCAUGCAGGGAGCCAUCGCAGAGGCCCUAUCUACCUCAGAGGUGGCUGAGCGCAUCUGGGCUGCAGCCCCCAACAGGUUCUGUGCUGACUGUGGGGCUGCGCAGCCUGACUGGGCCUCCAUCAAUCUCUGCGUUGUCAUCUGCAAGCGCUGUGCAGGGGAGCACCGUGGCCUGGGUGCUGGAGUGUCCAAGGUGCGGAGCCUGAAGAUGGACAGGAAGGUGUGGACAGAAACACUCAUCCAGCUCUUCUUACAGCUGGGUAAUGGCCCUGGGAACCACUUCUGGGCUGCCAACGUGCCCCCUAGUGAGGCCCUGGAGCCCAGCAGCAGCCCUGGUGCCAGGCGGUAUCACCUGGAGGCCAAGUACAGAGAGGGCAAGUACCGCCGCUACCACCCACUCUUUGGCAACCAAGAGGAGCUGGACAAGGCCCUGUGUGCUGCAGUUACCACCACUGACCUGGCUGAGACCCAGGCGCUCCUGGGCUGUGGGGCUGGGGUCAGCUGCUUCUCAGGGGACCCAGCAGCUCCCACACCCCUGGCUCUUGCCAAGCAGGCCGGACAGACUCUGCAGAUGGAGUUUCUACGGAAUAACCAGAGCACAGAGGUCCCGCGGCUGGACUCAGUGAAGCCCUUCGAAAAGCACUACUCCGUUACCCUGCCAACUGUGAGCCACAGUGGCUUCCUGUACAAAACUGCUUCUGCCGGCAAGCCUCUGCAGGACCGCCGUGCCCGGGAAGAAUUCAGCCGGCGCUGGUGUGUCCUGAGUGACGGGGUCCUGAGCUACUAUGAAAACGAACGGGCAGUGACGCCCAAUGGGGAGAUCCGGGCCAGUGAGAUUGUAUGCCUAGCAGUUUCCCCUCUGGACACCCAUGGCUUUGAGCACACUUUUGAGGUCUACACAGAGGGAGAACGGCUGUACCUGUUUGGGCUGGAGAAUGCAGAGCUGGCUCAUGAGUGGGUCAAGUGCAUUGCCAAGGCGUUUGUGCCUCCCCUGGCUGAGGACCUGCUAACCCGAGACUUUGAGCGUCUUGGUCGCCUACCCUGCAAAGCUGGCCUGAGCCUCCAGCAGGCCCAGGAAGGCUGGUUUGCCUUGACUGGCUCUGAGCUCCGAGCUGUCUUCCCAGAGGGGCCCUGGGAAGAGCCGCUGCAGCUCCGGAGACUGCAAGAGCUUUCUAUCCAAGGAGACAGCGAGAACCAAGUGCUGGUGCUGGUAGAACGGAGGAGGACACUGUACAUCCAGGGUGAGCGGCGGCUGGACUUCAUGGCUUGGCUAGGGGCCAUCCAGAAAGCAGCAGCCAGCUUGGGAGACACACUAUCAGAGCAGCAGCUUGGGGACUCGGACAUCCCAGUGAUUGUGUACCGCUGUGUGGAUUACAUCACACAGUGUGGCUUGACCUCAGAGGGUAUCUAUCGAAAGUGUGGUCAGACCUCUAAGACUCAGAGACUGCUAGACAGCCUACGGCAGGACGCACGCUCUGUGCACCUAAAAGAGGGAGAGCAGCACGUGGAUGAUGUCUCCUCUGCACUCAAACGCUUUCUCAGGGACCUGCCCGAUGGGCUCUUCACUCGUGCACAGCGCCUGGCCUGGCUGGAGGCCUCUGAGAUCGAGGAUGAGGAAGAAAAGAUAUCCAGGUACCGAGAGCUCUUGGUGCAUCUGCCCCCUGUCAACCGGGCCACUGUGAAGGCCCUUGUCAGCCAUCUGUACUGUGUACAGUGCUUCUCAGACACAAACCAAAUGAACACACACAACCUGGCUAUUGUGUUCGGGCCUACGCUCUUCCAGACGGAUGGGCAGGACUACAAGGCCGGCAAGGUUGUGGAAGACCUCAUCAACCACUAUGUGGUGGUAUUCAGUGUGGACGAGGAGGAGCUGAGGAAGCAGAGAGAGGAAGUCACAGCCAUCGUGAAGAUGCGAGUGGCUGGCACUGCCAGUGGGACUCAGCAUGCUGGCGACUUCAUCUGUACCGUGUACCUGGAGGAGAAGAAGGUGGAGACCGAACAGCAUGUUAAGAUCCCAGCAUCCAUGACAGCAGAGGAGCUUACUCUGGAGAUCCUCGACCGCCGCAAUGUAAGCAUCAGGGAAAAGGACUACUGGACUUGCUUUGAGGUCAACGAGAAGGAAGAGGCAGAGCGCCCGCUGCACUUUGCAGAGAAGGUGCUGCCCAUUGUGCACGGGCUGGGCAUAGACAGCCAUCUGGUGGUGAAGAAGUACCAGUCUAUGGAGGCUAUGCUGUUGUACUUGGCCAGCCGUGUGGGUGACACCAAGCAUGGUAUGAUGAAGUUCCGUGAAGACCGCAGCCUCCUGGGUCUGGGGCUGCCUUCGGGUGGCUUCCACGAUCGCUACUUCAUUCUCAACAGCAGCUGCCUACGGCUCUACAAGGAGGUCCGGAGUCACCGGCCUGAGAAGGAGUGGCCUGUCAAGAGCCUCAAAGUCUACCUGGGUGUAAAGAAGAAACUGCGGCCACCUACUUGCUGGGGCUUCACGGUGGUGCAUGAGACAGAAAAGCAUGAGAAGCAGCAAUGGUACCUCUGCUGUGACACUCAGAUGGAACUUCGAGAGUGGUUUGCCACCUUCCUCUCUGUACAGCAUGAUGGCCUGGUGUGGCCCUCAGAGCCCUCUCGAGUGUCCCGGGCAGUGCCUGAGGUCCGGAUGGGCAGUGUGUCGCUGAUCCCUCUCCGCGGCAGUGAGAAUGAAAUGCGCCGGAGUGUAGCAGCCUUCACUGCUGACCCCCUGUCUCUCCUCCGUCAUGUCUGAGCACAGGAGUCGUUCUGACUCUGGGACACCAUCACUGCCGCCAGGAAGCUUUCCUAUUCAGACAUCCUCAUGCUCUGCGUGUUUGGUGUGAGCCAACAGAACACACGGGGAAGCCAUACCCACAUCCUACAUCCUGGCUGCAGCACUGGCUCCUUGGCUGGACAGGAAUGGGCUGGCAGUGGGCAUUUCCCAGGAGGGGCCCUUUCUUGUUCUCCAGGCAUGCAGUGCUCUUGACCUGGCUUCCUUACCCAGGGUCAUUCUCCUUGAAUCCGUGGGAUUGGAAAGAUGGACAGAAGUCAGGAGCUGUGCAGGAGAGGCUUAAGGGUUUGGGGCCCCGCUGGGAGGGAGCCUACCCCCUCCUACCCCUUUCCCACAGGCUCUGAAAGAACUCCUUAGGGGGUCUACAAGGGAGCUCAUGGGAAGCUCCUACAGGAUGAAAUCUGGACUUGGGGAUGUCAGCCCUCUUUUGGUGUGCUGGCAGGGAGGCCCAGGCUGUGGCUGUCUGCUAUCCCUUCCCCACUUUGGAUACUUUUUGAUAAUAUAAAUAUAUCUGUAUAUUUUACCCUA
Grammomys surdaster is the source of this 5138-nucleotide messenger RNA. RefSeq names its product ArfGAP with RhoGAP domain, ankyrin repeat and PH domain 1 (gene Arap1). Gene Ontology annotation, molecular function: GTPase activator activity; protein binding; phosphatidylinositol-3,4,5-trisphosphate binding. The record is from RefSeq and is a predicted model, not a curated record. The transcript is spliced from 34 exons. Gene Ontology annotation, biological process: signal transduction; positive regulation of GTPase activity. Gene Ontology annotation, cellular component: plasma membrane; trans-Golgi network; cytoplasmic vesicle. NCBI's taxonomy places the organism in Eukaryota, Metazoa, Chordata, Mammalia, Rodentia, Muridae. Bases 246 to 4571 code for a protein of 1441 amino acids.